This is a messenger RNA of Porites evermanni, 1607 nucleotides long. The record is from the annotation of a GenBank genome assembly. NCBI's taxonomy places the organism in Eukaryota, Metazoa, Cnidaria, Anthozoa, Scleractinia, Poritidae.
AGUCUUUGCGCCGCCAAGCCCUGCCUAAACAAUGGGACCUGCUAUAUGGGAUACACGGAGAAACAAUUCGUUUGUUUUUGCCUAACUGGCUACAGCGGAGAAACAUGCGAGAAAGGUAAACGUUUUGUUGAUGCCAAGUAUGUGCACCGUACAUUAUGCACCAGGCGUACGAAGUUCAUAAAAUCGAGAAACCCUGCCACUGAGAAAAAAAAAUCAUGCGCUUAUCUUAUAAUCAUUCUCAUAUCAUAUACGCUCGAUCGUCACCCUCAUAGAGAAGAAGGACAGGGAUACAAGAUUGAUAUUAAAAAAAAACUGGAGACCGUCAUCUCUCGUAAACGUAGCCGUUAAAAAUUAACAGGCUCAAAAGCUAUGGCAAAGAGAUUAGAAAAGAUCCUGCCAUAUGUAAUCCAUCAUGACCAAAAUGCAUCCGUGAAAGACAGAACGAUUUUUGAUGCAGUUAGAAUAAUAAGCGACAUCAUGGAUUAUACGAUGUAAUUACGUGAUCAAUUAAUGCAAAAGGCCUAUAACAUAACGGACCCUUUACAGCCUCGGGAGGUUUUGCAACAAAAGUAUUUCUAAUAAUAGACCCGGUGGAAAAACGAAUUAUGGCAAACGACUGGGGAACUUAAGCACAGGCAUUUUUGAGCGGGCACAUCCACCGGAACUGAGGCUUUAAUAUGCCUCAGGCCCCAGUUGUUUAAAAGGUGGUAAUGCUAUCCACCAGAUUAAUCACUAUUAACUGGAUAACACAAUUGGUUUCCCUAACUUUUAUCCAUCGGAUGGUGAUUUAUCCGAUGGAUAGCGCUAUCCAACUUUUGAACAACUGGGACCAGGACGCUACCAAAUUUGUGUAGAUACGAUACGUACGAAGAUUUGGGCACAAACUUUUGGGCAAAAACUCUGCCCAAGAAUACAGAAAUUCCACUUCAGUUUGAAGUGCGUCUAUCAAAAACGUCUUUGCUUUAGCUCCUGUUGUGAAUCUUCUCUCGGCAGUUGCGUCAUGCAGCUAUUUAAAACAGAGCGACCCUACAGCAGAAAGUGGAAAUUACAUCAUUGAUCCAGAUGGCGAGGGAGCUUUGGCACCAUUCUCAGUGUAUUGUAACAUGACAGACAAGAAUGGUGUUGGCGUGACAGUCAACAGUCACGACAGUGAGAGUAGAACACUUGUGACAGGUUAUGAUUCCCCUGGGAGCUACUCACGUGACAUUCACUACACUGGAGCGAGUCUGUCUCAGUUGGCGAGUCUCACCAGUGUCUCUUCACACUGUGAGCAGUUUAUCAAGUAUAAGUGUUAUCAUUCCGUGCUAUUCAGGGACCGUGGACAUGCUUGGUGGGUGUCACGUGAUUCUGCUAAGAUGACGUAUUGGGGUGGAGCAUCACCUGGCAGUGGUAAGUGCGCAUGCGGGAUGAACAACACGUGUGCAGACUCUAAACUUGCCUGUAACUGUGAUAAGAACGACAAAAAAUGGCGUGAAGACAGCGGUCUCUUGACUGACAAGACAAAGCUUCCGGUAAUACAGCUUAGGUUUGGAGACACUGGUGACAAGGUGUAUAACGAGCAGGGAUACCACACUCUGGGGAAAUUAAAGUGUUAUGGUAGGGCAUAA